AUUCCAUAUAGUCCAUUUGAGGCUUAGGCAACGGUGUAGCCUACAGAUGGCAAAGCUAUACCACACGACAGAUGAUUAGUGCACUAGUCUAACAACUGACUACAGGUCGGCCUGGUGCUGAAGAUUUCAAACUUUGUUGACGGAUUGUAUACUUUUGCAGACUAUUCCACUAGUUCUCCUAGGAGGCGCUGGUAUCUGCUUGCUCCGGUUACCUCGACUUACGAUGUUGCCCUAUCAUCCCCCUAACUCGAGGAUAAGCUUGAAUUUCUGCAAACUAGCAUUACAUGCGGCUUUAAUCAGCGUAGUCGCCUGCUCGGCCUUUGCGGGAAGCGCCUUGGGGGGCAAUCUUGCGGGUAUUCGCAAGCAUAAUGUUCGGCGACAAGCUCAGGAAACCUCAUUCACAGACAGCAUGACAUGCCUCAUCGAGUGGCGCACCUCGCCCUCCUCCCUAACCCAGCAGCAGCAGCAGGCAAUCCUGUCCCCCCCGCUGGUCCAGGAGGUGGGCCCCUUCAGCCUUGCCGACCCCGACAGCUUCCAGUGCACCAUCAACAACGACUUAACCAAGCACCCCGGAUGGGACCGCACUGCCGACCUGCUAGCGGGUGUACGAAAAUACGACGUAUCCAUGUCGUGCAAGUGUACGGCAUAUGGAGGUGGUUGCAACGAUCUGCGCCAGUACCUCGUUUAUAAUUGGUUGGCGGCACCUCCCUGGCCUACAUGGGCGUCGUCCGCUACCACCUCAACCGCACUGCAGCAGCUGGACUUCAGCAACGGCACUUGUACGGCAACCUCCUGCAACGCCACCAGAACCAACGUCGACCCACCGUAUGCCGACUUUGUCUGCUUCCACGCCGCGGAGUACGACAUUGCUGAUGCAACGGACGCGAUUUCGGCCAAGCCCGCGGACGUGGACGUUGGAACCUUCAACUGUACGGCAAUUUCAUAUCAGCGAUACGACGCCAGCUCUGCAUUGUACGGGAAGGGCGACUCGGCGCAGCUGGUUUCGCAGUUCCAGGGGUUUGGUCGGGGCAUCACCACCCCAUGUGCCCUGCAGUCUAGCCUACCUCAGGACCGCUUCUUCAACUGGGCCAACACCACCGUGCUGGUGUGCACCUGCAGCGGGGUGCCGGGCAACUGCUUCCGCCUGGCGCGCAACACCACCUACUACAUGGGGGCGGCGCCCAACACCGUGUCCUACCCCGAGUACACCAGCACCGCACCGGCGCUCACCCUCACGCUCAGCGCAGGGGACUGUACGGCAGGCUUCUGCGUCACCUCCACCCGCCUCAAGUUCCCCGACUGGGCAGUAAAGCGACCCACGCUGCCGUACAUAUUCGGAGAGUCGCUCUGCAUCAGCCGGCCCUACACCACCGUCAGCGCACGUCCUUCUGCCCCCAGGGGAGUGCUCUCCUGCUCCCUCUCGCUGCAGCAGCCGGCGGGAGCGGCGGUUGUCAGCACAACCCCUCACAACGACACGUACCCCUCCCUGGUCGUGGGUGGGAACUCCGGGGGAACCGGCAGCUGCGUCGUGCGGCGAGACAUGGCGCAGUCGUACCCGGCGUACGGAUUCCUGCCGUACAAUCACGAUGUGACUCAAGAGAGCCACGCCACCAACCUGAGGCUGCAAUGCACCUGCAAAUACGGGACUGGUAGCAAUAGCAGCAGCUGCUACUCCAUGGCUCGCUCCGCCUACCUCAGCAUGUGGGACGGGCCGCUAUGGCUGCAGGGCAGCACCAGCAGCCUGACCACAACGCCAAUCUCCUUCUCCCCCAGCGAUUGCAGCUUGGAUCAGUGUUCCCUGGCGCUCGAUCUUGACAAGGCGCCAUACACAUCUGCCAUGUGCCUGGGGGCCUGGCCGUACGAGGUACAAGCUGACGACACCUCCGAGCCCGUCCAGUCCGCCCCGGCGCCCAUGCCGUACUGCGUGCUGGACCUGUACCAGUGGUACGACAACUCCUCCGCCACCUACCCGCCUGGCGCUGGAGACGUGCAGCCCCUCUACACCCCCGACCUCCGCUCACUAGCAGUUGACUCGAGCUCUAGCAGCUCGGGCAGUUGUUGGAGCAGCCCGCAGCUCACGUACGACAACCCCAGUCCACCCCCCGACGCAGCAUUCGGCAGGAGCCGUCCGCCGCCGCCUGUGGCUGCUGUGGGCGGGGGAAGGAGGCGGAGCAUCUUGGACGGGGUUGAUGUCGGCAUCAACGAUCGGAUUGCUGUUGGUGGAACCGGGAAUGCCGGUGAUAUCACCGACACUCGCAAUUACGGAGGCACCAGCAGGAGGAGGCUGCAGCAGGCAGAUGCCAGCCCACCUACCGGCGACAUCAUUCCAGGAACUGAGGGCUACACACAGCCAACUUGGCCCUUGCUACCAAACAUGCCUCACCCGCCGCCGCCACCUCCACCACCGCCUCCGUCGCCCCACCCGCCACGCCCCUCACCUCCGCCGCCACGACCCCCUUCACCCCUUCCUCCGUCUCCUCCCCCUCCCUCCCCACCGCCUCCCUCACCUCCACCUCCCACCACUUUCCGCGGCAACUGGGGCGCCUACGCCCGCCUCAGCUGCGCAUGCGCCGCCUCCACCGCGGGCAACUGCUACACCGCAGCGCGCCGCAUGGCCUGGUUCUACAGCCUGCAGUACGCCACUCAGAUGCCGCAUCCUUAUGCACCCACAUCCGCGCUGAGCUUCAAGCCCUGGGAGUGUACGGCCGGCAGCUGCGUCUCAAGUGUGCACGUGGGCCCCGCUGGGUCCGUGGGAACAGCGGUGGGCAGCGGGCCGCCGACCGACCCACGGUUCCUUUUCUCCCAGGCUCUCUGCUAUAAGACGGAUACCUACGCGACACCCGAUAUAGGUCAGGACAACCUUCCCCCGCCGCUGCCUCCGCAGCCCCCCAGCCCUCCGUCUCCAGAGCCUCCCUCGCCGUCGCCUCCACCACCACCGCCGUCUCCCCCGCCGCCGCCCUCUCCCUUCCCUCCUCAGCCUCCUUCGCCUGAGCCCCCCAGCCCUCCCUCGCCCGCGCCUCCUUCACCGCCGCCGCCCAGCCCCUCACCUCCGCUGCCGCCAUCCCCUGAACCCCCUUCUCCGCCUCCUCCCUCGCCUCCGUCCCCCGAACCGCCCUCUCCACUGCCGCCGGCGCCGCCUUCACCUGAACCCCCCUCCCCCUCUCCUCCCGAGCCCCCGUCUCCACAGCCCCCUUCCCCAUCCCCGCCACCGCCUCCUUCACCCGAACCACCCUCCCCGCAGCCUCCCUCACCACCCUCACCUCCCCCUGCAGUCCCCAGCUCCCCUUCUCCACCUUCACCACAGCCGCCUAGCCCCGCACCACCCUCGCCGCUUCCUCCCAGCCCCACACCUCCCUCACCACCCCCUCCCAGUCCCGCACCACCCUCCCCAGAUCCUCCGUCUCCAAGCCCGCCCUCCCCGUCUCCAUCCCCUCCGCCCUCCCCGCCCGCUCCUCCCUCACCACCUCCUCCCUACGAGCCCCCUCCCGCCGGCGCCCCGGCUCAAGCCGUCACCGGCAUUGUAGCAGCGUCCGUGGCAGCUUCCGUUGGCGCCAGCGUCGCCACAACCGCCAUUGCAACGGUCGCAGCAACCGCCACAUCAGUUAUGGCCUCCACGGCAGGCGCAGCUGCUACUGCUGCGGGUCUGGGACUCGGAACGGCUGCUGCUGCAGGGGCAGGGGCAGUGGGUGCGGCGGCGCCUGCUGCCUAUGUUGUCCUGAGCCUGGCAGGCAGCACCGCCCCCUUGCUCGGGCUUCUGCAACACAUGCAGUUCUUGGCACUCACGGGGGACGCAGCCGCGCUGUUGGGUGAGGAGUACGGCAACGUGGCUGGGUAUCUCAGUUGGACCAACUACCGGUAUGACAUUACGAGCAUCUUCGCAUCAAAAACGGUUGGUGCUGCAACGAGCGGCACGACAGCAACGACGGCCGGUAGUGGCUCACAGCAGAACCGCAGAUCCCUUCUUGGCAACUUUCAAUCCUUGGAGGACGGCGGUAGCAAUACUUCUAGCACGGGCUCCCAACACACCGGGGCCGUUACAUGGGCCGAGGCUGCCGCUUACAAUACUCUUGUGGUUAUUGCGGUGCUGCUGUCCUCCGUGCUUCUGCUGCACUGGCUGCUGCUACGGCUCUGGAGCUGUCUGCCAACACUCAAACACACACCCCUGCCACGAGUGCUCGUCUUCCCAAGCCUCGAGCUGCGUCUGCUGGACGCCUGCCUGACCCCGCUGGCUGCCGCUGCCGGCACCCUGGCCGCCGUGUCCGCCUCCACCCGCCACCGCGCAGCAGGCGGGCUGGCAGUGCUGGCGUGCGUGGCGGUGGCGGCGGUGGUGACGCUCUUUGGCCUGCUGGUGCGGGCGCUGGUGCGCAGGCUGACAGGGUGCCGUAGUUCCUGGUUCCUCCAGCGGCGCCGAGAGGCCUUCACUCUGGACCUGUCUGCCCUGGAGCCCGGCAUGGACACCGCCGCGGGGGGCCGUACACCCCCUGGUGCUGGAGCUCGCGGCUGCUCCUCGUCCCUCCCUCUCACCUUCAAACGCCACUUCGCAGCUGCCACCGCUGCCGGGGCUGCUACCAGGGCUGUUGCGCCCCGGGGCUCAAGCGCUGGGUCGGGUGAGGUGGGCGGUAUCGACCUGCUGAAGCCCCUGCCCCUUGAGCACACCCGGUCGGCCGCCCCCGCGGCCGCUGCUCAGCAUGCUAGCAAACUGAGGCAACAGCAGCAGCAACACGGGGAGAGGGAUCAGCAUGAGGACUUGAGUCGGGGUCACGACCAGGGAGGCGGUCUUGAUCAAGACUGGGAGUCGACUCCCAGGGAUGGUGCAUUAGACGUUGACGGAUACAAGAAUGACAGAGCAGGCAAGCUGAAGAACCCCGCCGGAGGUGACUACGAGUGCGAUGGCAAAAAGCAGCCCUGCAACCAGGAUGCCGAUGCUGCUGCUUCUGAUGCUACCGCUUCCCCACGUGUGGGGCCGCUGGAGGGUCUCGAGCGGGCUCUGCAGUCGCUGGAGGUUGGGCAGUGGGUGCUGCAUGAGGAGCAUGAGGGAGGCGAGGAGGCGGCGCUGGAGCCCGCCCGCACCGCUCACUACCUCGUGCACGGCUUCAGCUGGCGGGCUCUCCUGAGCCCCUUGUUCGGAUGGGACAUGGAGGAUCCCAAGCCGCGCUCCAAGACGACGGACAAGCUGUACGGCGUCAGCCCCAGCAAAGGCAGCCCACGCAGCGGCAGCCCCGGUUUCCGCUUCAGCCACCCCAGCAGCAACAGCAGCGGUAGUGCCGAGGGCGCAGAGGGACCCUGGCCCUGCUUUAAGCAGCUGAUGAAGCAGCACGCGGGGGCAUUGCGGCUGGGGCAGGUGGAGGAGGCGGUGUUGGACAAGACCCCCCGGCCGGGGCGAGGAGGUGUUGCAGGGGCAGGAGGCAGCGGCUCGCCUACUCGUUACUACAUGGGGCAGGUGGCACUUGUGCUGGCAGAUGACCCCGAUGUGGGCGACCUGGGUUUCAACGAUGUGGUGGCCGCUCGGGACUUCAACCGACCCGACAGUCUCACGCCGCCCAAGGCCACCGCCAAGCCACAACGGGGUUCUGCAGGCGCCCCGGCUGCAGCUGCCGAUGGUGACGCUGGCGGCAAGCGGGCGGGUCGGCCGCGGCAGCCCCUGCCUGAGCUGGAUUCAGCCCGAGUGGAGCAGACUCCGCCCCCAUCCGGCCGGCAACAAGAGCAGUCCCAGCCUCAAUCUGGGUCCAAGGAUGCCUUGCCGCCAUCAAAGAAGGACAUCGACGACACCGCCGCCGCCGCUGCCCCCUCAUCCUCAUCGUCCUCAUCAGCCCUGCCUCCCUUCCUCAAGGGCGGCAAGGCAGGAAAGGCCCUGCCCCAGCCGCAGCAGUCGCACCCACCGCAGCCGCAACGCAAGGUGGCAGGCAACACGCUAGCUGCCGUACUGCUGUAUGAACGGUACGGUGAGGCACUGCUGCAGCCGUACAAGGGGGACAGCUCGUUGGCCGCCAGCUUCCACUCGCCCAAGACACUGGUGAUGGUGCUGGCGGCGUUCCUGCUGGGCCUGCAGGCUGCCGAGGCGGUCACCCCCGGCUCCCGCGCCGCUGUGGCCACCACCGCCCUGCUGCUGGUCGUCAAGGUUGUCUUCGCCAUCUACGUGGUUGCGCUGCGGCCGUACACCAACCGACUGGCGCGCUUCACGGAGGGAGUCAGCCACGCUUGCGAGGCGGCCAUGGUGGCGUGUUUGCUGGCGCUGCAGCACUCGCAGCGUGUGGCGGCGCAGGACGGCAUGAUGGCGCUGGCCAUGAUUGUGCUCGCCAUGCAGUUGGCAUCCGUGUGGACCCUCAGCGUCAUUCCGGGGCUGCUGGCCACGGUGCGGAUCUGCGCCAAUCUGGCUCAGCAGCGGAAGCUACAGGCGGCUCAAGACCGUCAGAAGCAGCAGCAGGCCCAGAAGCAGCAGGAGAAGCAGCAAGUGACGCCGUGAGGGGAGUGCGUUGGGAGCGAGGGCCGCGGAAUUUAGGGAGUGGAUUAGAUGACUCGAAUCAGCAGUUUGACUCAGCAGGUACAAUCGAUAGGUCAAGCAAAAUUUGAGAGUGUUUGCCGGAUGACGUAAAAGAGAACACGUUGGAUGUGCUUGAUGGCUCCUGGUGAUGGUUGCUGGAGAGAUGUUGGCCAAGUGGCCUCGACUGUCAGCCUUAGCCCCAAGCAUGGCCGGAAAGUAAAGCCCGGAUGACCUUUGUACAUAGGCGAACGUAGACAUUAUUCCGUGUUGUUGCAUGGGGGUUUAUGAUUACCACAACGUGCGGGUAUUCUUGUUGAGUAGGGAGGUAUGUAUCCGUAGCAUGUAUCAGAUCCCAGUGAUCCUGGUUCCCUGUAGCUAGUAAGACCCACGACAGGCAUUGUUGUUAUCGUUGACGUAGGUAGAUGGUUGGGGACAGUUGAGUAGAAAUAGGAAUUUCAUUCAAAUUGCAUGUAGGUGCUUGCAGGUAGGUGAUGUGACCGAAACGGUUCUGGUAUCAUGUCGGGAGAGACCCAGAGCCCGUUGUGCUAGUG
Astrephomene gubernaculifera is the source of this 7032-nucleotide messenger RNA. The record is from the annotation of a GenBank genome assembly. NCBI's taxonomy places the organism in Eukaryota, Viridiplantae, Chlorophyta, Chlorophyceae, Chlamydomonadales, Astrephomenaceae.